Ziziphus jujuba (common jujube) is the source of this 1854-nucleotide messenger RNA. Its product is annotated as RNA-binding protein BRN1. NCBI's taxonomy places the organism in Eukaryota, Viridiplantae, Streptophyta, Magnoliopsida, Rosales, Rhamnaceae. The coding region runs from base 186 to 1397 and encodes 403 amino acids. Gene Ontology annotation, molecular function: mRNA binding. The transcript has 9 exons. Gene Ontology annotation, cellular component: cytoplasm; nucleus; ribonucleoprotein complex. The record is from RefSeq and is a predicted model, not a curated record.
GAAAUCAGAGGGUGAAAGAUGGUGAUUAAAUAAUAAUAAAUCUAUUGAAGAUCCAACUUUGCCAUCCAGAAACCCCCAAUUUCCCCUGCGACGACUCCACGAAGAAACCUCUGCUACAGAGAGAAAGAGAAAAUAAAAAGGAAGUUAGAGAGAGAAAGAGAGAGAGACAGAGAGUUAAGGCAUUAAUGGCGGAGGGGAAGAAAGAGAGAAAAUCGAACAGCGAGGAGAGCGUGAAGCUGUUCGUAGGUCAGGUGCCGAAGCACAUGACUGAAGCUCAGCUCCUUGCAAUGUUCCAAGAAUUUGCUUUGGUCGACGAGGUCAACAUCAUCAAGGACAAAGCCACACGCGCCUCUCGAGGCUGUUGCUUUGUUAUUUGUCCCUCUAGGCAGGAGGCGGAUAAGGCGGUCAAUGCUUGUCACAACAAGAAAACAUUGCCCGGGGCAUCUAGUCCGUUGCAAGUGAAGUAUGCGGAUGGCGAGUUGGAAAGGCUAGAGCACAAGCUUUUUGUUGGUAUGCUCCCUAAGAAUGUCUCUGAAGCUGAAGUUUCUGCCCUGUUCACUAAAUAUGGAACAAUAAAGGACCUGCAAAUUUUAAGAGGUUCUCAGCAAACAAGCAAGGGUUGUGCUUUUCUGAAGUAUGAAACAAAAGAACAAGCCCUUGCAGCCUUAGAGGCCAUUAAUGGAAAGUAUAAAAUGGAGGGUUCAAGUGUUCCUUUGGUUGUCAAAUGGGCGGAUACAGAGAAGGAAAGGCAAGCUAGAAAAGCUCUGAAAGCUCAAUCGCAGGCAUCCAAUGCACCAAAUAAUGAUUCACAACAUCCUUCUUUAUUUGGAGCCUUGCCAAUGGGUUAUGUUCCACAAUAUAAUGGUUAUGGUUACCAGGCUCCUGGAACUUAUGGUCCCAUGCAAUACCCCCUAUCACCAAUGCAGAAUCAACCUGGUUUUCAUAAUAUGAUACCUACAGUAAACCAAGGAAAUGCAUUGCGUGGAAUUACACCUGACCUUGCCCCUAGAAGUUAUGCUAUGCCUCCGGCAAGUUAUGUGGGCUCUGCUUAUCCUGCAGUGCCUGGUCUUCAGCAUCCAAUGGCAUAUGCUGGAGGAAUUAUGAGUCACAGACCUUUAAGCGGUUCACCUGGUUCAGUUCAACAUGCAGUUGUGAGCAGCAAUUCUUCAACUUCUUCAGGGACGAGUAAAAGUACUGGGGGUCAAAUUGAAGGUCCACCUGGUGCCAAUUUAUUUAUUUAUCAUAUACCUCAAGAAUUUGGAGAUCAAGAACUUGCCAAUGCAUUUCAAGCGUUUGGUAGGGUCUUAAGCACUAAAGUUUUUGUAGAUAAAGCAACUGGUGUCAGCAAAUGUUUUGUUAUGACUCACCAGAGGAUGCUCAAUCUGCUAUUAGUAUGAUGAAUGGAUGCCAAUUAGGUGGUAAGAAAUUAAAGGUUCAGCUUAAGAGAGACAACAAACAGAAUAAACCUUAUUGACUUGAAGGUGAGUAUCGGAAGGAGGCUGAAUUCUUUAUACCAAGUGGCCAUGCAAGCUGGAUAGGUGGGAGUCACUGCAAUAUCAACAUUGUGGGAUGGAUUGCGAUGAUCUGUUCUUAUGUGCAUUAUUCUAUCCUGCUUGUGAUUGCCUCAAUGGGAAUGAAACCCCUGACAUUUGUAAUUCAUGGUGCACUUUGUGCCAACAAAUCUGUAACUUGUGUAUCAUUGACGUUCAUUUAGACAGUGACUGUCAAUUUAUUGAUUCUUCCCUCAUGGACAUGUGCCAGUUGUAUAAUUUUGUGGAAACAUUCAUGAUUGAAUGGUUCCUGAUUCUUUUGUUUCCACAAUUCAAUGGCUAAAUUGUACAAUACAUUCCUUAA